AUGCGCUCCAGCUAUUUCAGCGCUGCGUUUGCAUUGGUAGCGACGCUUGGGCAAGCUCACGACCCAAGAGUGCGACUGAUGUACUUCGAUGACGACUUGAUCGACUUUGGAGUGGCGUCAGGCGCCGCCGGCGCUGACGAGGGCGACGACGAUGACUAUGCCUGGCAUGAGGGCACUGGCUCCGGCGCCUCGUCGAAUUCUUCGAGUGUGCAGACUCUGGAGGUGUCUUCGGCGACGCCCCGGAGGAAGCGCGGAUCGCGCGGUGGUUCUCAGAAGGCGGCCUCAGACAAGGAGAAGGACGUGAAGAGAUGGAGGUCGGGAGCCAUCCCGCCCGCGCCUGUGUUUGAUGGUGACAUUGAGAAGGACCCUUACUGUUUGCGCCAUUACAAGCGCAAACUCAGCCGGUGGUUGAAGAUCACGAGAGAAUUUUUGCCGCCAAAUGAACAGGCGCUGAGGGCGCUUGAACAGCUCAAGGGUGAAGCCGAAUUGGAGUUUGAAGAGGUCGACGACUCCAAGUUCGACUGCAAGGAUGGCGUUGCAAAGCUUGUUAAGGAUCUUGAAGUGUCCUUCGGCGAGAGGGAGCUUUUCCGUCAAGGGGGUACAAUCCGGGAGUUUGAGCAGGUAUGCCGUCUUCAAGGUGAGAGCGUGUCGGCUUUUAUAAGAAGGUUUCGUUUGUUGGAGCGCAAGUUGAAGGACAACCGGGUGCCGCCGUACCCGGAGCAGGCUCGUGUGGUUAAGCUGCUGGACGGUCUUCGCUUGGAUGACAAAUCGGUGUCGUCCGUUUUGCUGGCAGCUGGAAACCAGUACGACAUGACUAAGGUCCUCGAGGCGCUCCGCAUCCAGUACCCGGCCGGCAUGACAAUCACCGGUAUACCCCGAGCUCGGUUCGACUACAUCUUCGAGGUCAAGUGCGUCGACUUCCUCUACACGCUCCACCGCGUCUACGAGGAGUACCCAGAAACUGAGGCCUGGGAUUUGCCCCAGGAAGAUGACGCUGAGCUCGUGGUACCGGACCACGAGGAGACUGUCCUGCCCGACAUUCCCGAGGAGGAGAACGAGAACCUCAUUCAGGAUGAGGAGCCGCUCUACGAAGAGGCCGAGUGGACAGCCCAGGACCAGGACCCGGUCGGCGAUAUGCUCGCCGAGGCUGCUCAAGCCCUCACUGUCACUUCGAAGAAGCUGGCCGGCCUCGCUCAAGCCAGAGGGUUCUACCAGCCGAAGGGCGCUUCCUCUACCUCUUCGGGAAAAGGCAAGGGCAAGAAGGGCUCUUUCCCUUCCGGCAAGGGCAAGGGCAAGCAUGGGAAGUCCGGCAACAAGGGCGUCGGCAAGAGCAAAGGCAAGGGCAAGGGCAAAUUGGAUGCCCAAUCCGCGCUGCAACAGCAGCGUCUGCAAGGCAGCCUGUGCUUGGGUUGCGGCUCGGCAGAUCAUUGGCUCCGCGACUGCCCGAACUUCAAUAUGCAGAAUGCUCAGCUGGCCUCGGCAAGUGUGACCGGUCUAUGCCUGGACGCUGAUGGCGCAGUGGAGCACUACUCAAGCUGGACGGCCUCGACGAAUGUCGAUGCUUAUGUUCCGGAGCAAGAUGACUCGCCGAAUGUCGUGGUGCUUCGCAAAAAGAAGGUCUACUUCAAGCUGCCUCCGCUACAUGAAUUUGAGCCCAAAGUUGAUAGACCUCCGAACGUGCUGUUGCAGUACUGCGAAGGACCCUGUUCGGCAUAUAUCAUAGCAGACACCGGAUGUCAACGUCAAGUAGCAGGCAAGGCUUGGCAUGACCAGAAGGCCCUCGAAAUUCUUCCCCUCAAGAGACUCGAGUUCCCCGACAAGUGCAAGUUUUCCUUUGGUCCGAGUGCUCCGGUUGCCUCUGUCGGUCGGAACGUGUAUCCCGUGGCUAUUGCAGGUGUGCAUUUCAGUCUGUCGGUGAGUGUGGUCAUCGCCAAGGCCCCUCCGCGAUGGUUGGUUCGUUGGCGAGCUUUUCUUCAGCGACUGCUGGGGUUCGUGAACAACGUCCAGCAGAUGGUGCUGCUGUACUCGAUGACGGCCCUCAAAGGCAAUCUGAAGGACCGCAUCCUGAGGAACUAUGGGGUCCCAUCGACAGCCACCACGGUGUUGAGCACAGUGGGAGCUCUUGCGGCUCAGACGGCGCUGACGAACCAGUCCUACCUGAGGAAGCCGGACCAGUGCAAUCACUCCUCGGGACUUCGGGCCUACGGCGGAGGCGGGACCAAGGUGAGGAUAUGCGAUCUUUGCGGAUCCAGAUGGGUGGUGAUGCCAAACGGAAACCAAGUGCCGGCAACACCAAAAGCCUCGCCUCAGGCCAAAACGCCCCUCGACCUGCCGGAUCGGGUGGUGCAAGCACUUCGCAAAGAGCGCGAGGCCAAGAAACCGAAGGCGAAGGCCGCCGGCGUGGGAUCCACGCACGAGUACGUGGACCGAGAUGCAGCAUACCCCGCCUCUUGGCAUCCCUCCUCAAUAUCCUCGCGGGAAUUUGUUCGGGGUCCUCCGGCGGCUACGGCUACGAGACGGUCAUCCCCGACGGCACGACUGCAAGCCAGGCCGAAGCCUUCGGCUCCUCCGGCUCCGAAGCGACGAACAUGGAUGGCGAGCCCGCCUCAGUCGGACAACGAUCGAAUGAGCGUGGACCGGCACAGCGUGGGCACCUACGAUCAGGACUGGACCACCUGGGAGGAGCCCAACUUCUUCAUCGAGCACAACGACCAGCUGGAAGGCUCGGAGGGCAGCCAAUUCGACCCGAACGACCUGGUGCCGGAUGUGGACGAGUACGGAGAGGUGAAGUCCGGAAUGAUCAAGAGACUGUUGGGCAACCAACGUGCGGUACAUUCCAUGUGGCUGGUGGAACGCGAUGUCUACCAGCAGCGAACUCGACAGGCUCGAGAGAUGCGAAGGUUUCUUGUCGACCUCCUGGAGAUCUACGGCGGCACGGCGGAGAUCACAGCUCAAGCACUUCGAGCAGGACUCCGAGCUCUACAGCCAGUUGACCGCGUAUAUGGUCUAAAUUUGCAGUCUCGGUCUGACUUUGACAAGCUUGAGGCUUUGGUACUACGUCACCGGCCGUACCUCCUCGUCUACGAGAUUCCGUGUACCGCCUGGUCCAACAUUCAGCACCUCAACCGGGCACCGCAUGAACUUCAAGUUCUUCGUGAUCAACAGGGACUGGCCAUCCAACGUAUGGUCAGACUGAUCAAGAAGGCACGUCAAGUCUACGGCAGUCAUUUUCUCCUCGAAAACCCCGCCUACACGGAUUUCUGGAAGCAUCCGUCCAUUCAACACCUACAGCAACUGCCAGGUGUCGAUUUCCAGGUUGGAUGUAUGUGUGCUCACAAGCUUAUGGAUCCAGCCGGGAAGUUACUCAAGAAGCCCACCGGUUGGAUGUCUGACCUACCCUUGGUUCUGGCCCAGGUGGCCAAACCGUGCCAGUGCGCUCCUGGAAUGCAUGGACAGGUCCUGGGCGGCAACAGCCAGCGAGCUCAGGUGUACACCCUGGAGCUUGCUCAAGCAGUCGUUUCGGGACUGCACGCUUCGCUCGAGGCCGACGGCGAUGAGAGGAUGACCCAGCACGCGUUGAACUUCCACGACCACGCCUCGGUGUACUUCCUGGACAUCAACCGUCACGAGGACUCCUGGCUGCCUUUGCUGAAAGAAGUAGAUGAGCAGCUGAAAGGAAAAGUCCGGCCCGACAAGGUGAUUCCUCUGAACACCCCCUUCGGCGAGCAAGUGAAGGCCCUGGUUCCAUGGAAGUUGGAAAGACUUCAGGUUUGCAGAACCCCAAUACAACGACGCCUACCACUGGAAGUUCUGCAAGCCGGGGCUCGCCACCGAGGCGCAGCUUUGUGGUUGUCUGACGGCAACGUGAAGCUGGAAGCCGAGACGGUUGACUCAAUCAUGGCUCAGUCGGCCAACAAGUUCGCUGCUCCUGUUAGGGCAGCCAUCUUCUUCUUCGGCUCAGCUCCGGAUACCAGCCUCAACGAGACUGAGAAUGCUAAGCCCGAGCCGACGGUGAAGACGACCCAGAAGGAGGACAAGGUAGAUGACACUGAGGUGCUUCGGCCCCACGAGCCGGGCUAUCGUGACAUCACCUUCCCUGGAGCACCUGCUGCGCCCAGGUGGUUACUUCAAGUGCUACGACGUGUUCAUACUAACCUGGGUCACCCCAGCACCGCCACCUUGGUGCGCCAUCUGGCUCACUCUGGAGCCUCCGAGCUUGCUGUGCAAUGCGCCCGCAAGCUGAAGUGUGAAGUUUGCCGUCGAGUUCAACCACCUCGACAACCUCGUCCAGCCAAGCCUUUUACUCCCCAGCGAUUCAAUGACAAGCUUGGUCUGGACGUUUUGUGGCUGAAAGAUAUACGAGGCAAACUACACGGUUACUUGUCACAGGUCGACGAGGCCACCUGUUACCAUGUGUUGAGCUACCUGGCCGACAGGACAGAGGAAGAGGUGAUGAAGGUGCUCAUCAAUGGCUGGAUGUCCUUCUUCGGGCCUCCAGAUUCCUUGGUUCUCGAUGCCGAUGGAUGUUUUCGCGGUUACCGCUUUGAGACGCUGCAAGCCCAGUGUGCUACGCAGGUUCGUUAUGUGCCAGCCGACGCCCACUACCAGCUUGGCCGUACGGAGCGUCAUGGACAGGCCAUCAAGUACAUUGUGCAGAGACUGGUGAGCCAGUUUUCUCCUGUGGGCGCAGCGGAGCUCAACGUCAUCACGGCCAUGGCGGCUUUCGCAAAGAAUAACCUGCUCAACCGCUCAGGCGGUGUGGAAGCUUGCCAACUCGCCACGGACUCGGAGAGACUUCAACGGAUCGAAGCAGUUCGUCAAAAGGUGGCUUACUUUCGGCAGAAAAACGGCCUCGAUGGCGAAGGGUCAACCGAAGGAUACCGCCAGGGAACCAUCGUCGCCAUCGACAAGGGCACUCUUUGGCUCCGCAACACUCGCGGACGACUUGUGUCUUGCAGCCGUGAGCAAGUGCGUGACGUUGGCGGCGAGGAGGAGUGGUGGGCACCAAGUCAGCAGGACUUGGACCUCCUUAAAAAAUCUGACCAGGAUUUGGCUGACAAGCACUCCCUCGCCUUCCGGUCAGAUGAUGUUCCUGGCCCCGGCCAAGAUCAGGCUGCGCUUGACAUGCUGGAUUCCGCUUUGCAGCCUGCUACGUUGUCAGUGCCGGCUACGCCAUCUUCGUUACCUGUGUUGGAUGCGGCAGGCCAACCCGUGCCUGAAGGACAAAUUCCCCUGGUGGCGCCGUUGAUGCUGGUUCCGCCGACUCCUCGCUCGGCUCCUGGCACUCCGAGGUUGAAGGCGAAGCUUCGUACAGUUCCGGAAGACAACGUGAUCCACUACCACCAGCGGAACAAGCGACCGCAUCAGCAGGACAACGUGUUCCACUACCACCAGCGGAACAAGCGACUGCAUCAGCAGGACAACGUGAUCCACUACCUGGUCCUUUUGUUGAUGCUCAGCAACCUUCUCGCGAGCGUCGUCUACAUCGGGGGCAACUUCUGGUCUGCAGAGCGUGCUGCCCGUACAGCUGAGGAUAUGGAGCCCGAGACGGCUCUACUUGCAACGACAGUGAAUUCACCUCUUUUGGUUGAGAGUUGGUUUGAUGAGGUCAAGGAAAGGGAGGCAAUGAACCAGUUCUUUAAUGACCAUGCCUCUCCUCAAGAUUCCGGACCUCGUGAUGUUCUGAGCUCACAAGCCAAUUUGGCAAAUGCGAGUUCCUCACUCGAGAGACAACACGGCAGCAUCCAAAGGUUGGAUGUGCUGCGUCGACAUGGACGAAGCGAUGCCUUUCUUCCUGGAUGGGAUGGCAGCCCCUGUGAGCUGCAACCUUUCUUCAGUCAAGAGUGCUAUCUUACCGCGGCCGACAGGUUCGGCAAGCACGUUGAUGUCAAACCUCCCAAGGCUCAGACUCGAGCCAAGUCCGAGGAGAUGGCUAAGCGGCUGUUGCACCAAAAAAAAUUUCGAGGCGCUGUUUGUCACCAACUUCUUGACGCCGUGGAUAUGCCUAUGAGUCAACGACGGUGUCUGGAACAUGAACGACCCACGUCGGCCCUGGCACUGGGUCUCUACGCUCAUGGCGGCUUUCAGGGAAUUACCCGCCGAAGUCAGGACCACAAGCACCUGAUCAAGUACCUCCUUGAGUACCUGAAGUUUCACGGCAUGGACGACAAGGUGACGUCGCUGUUCGUCUCCCGCAACGGCAAGGCCAGCCUGCACCGGGACAACCACAACCUCGACCAGAGCCUGAACUGGGUGUCCACCGUGGGCGACUACCGAGGAGGCUCCCUGUGGGUGGAAUGCCGCUCACCACACGUGCCGGCCGAUGCUGUUUGGAAGAGUAUCAAUGGUGAGAGCGUGCCAGGCUUCUUGGCAGAUCCUCGAGGCCGUGUUCUUUCCUUUCAUCCAAAAUGUCGGCACGAAACUCAGCCCUUUGCUGGCGAGCGCUAUGCCAUCACCGCCUACACCAGCCGUAGUCUGGCUACAGCCGGACCUGAACUUCGUCGAGAUCUUCGACGACUUGGAUUCCUUCAGAGCUCCACGUUCGGCACCUACAACGCGGAUGUGGACCAGCCAGACAACGACAAGGACAUCCUGGAUGACGAGCCGGUGCAUCAGACCUACCCCCUGAAGGCUUGGCAAACUCCCGGGGAAGGCGAAGCUGUGGUGAUGGAGAGCUCCAACUCGGAAGGAGCAGAUGGUCCUGGUGAGUCCGUUUCUCGGGCUCAGAAACAGGCCCUCAAGAAGGAGCUACCAUGGCAGGCAAUGAGCCAAGCCGAGGUCCCGAAGUUCGUGCAAGCCCUGGCUGACGAAUGGGCCGAAUGGCAAAAAUGGUCAUCGUGCCAAGCGGUGCAUCUCGACCCCUCCCAGGUCGACGCCAAGCUCAUAUUGCGCUCACGC
Molecule: messenger RNA, 6897 nt
Organism: Symbiodinium necroappetens
Lineage: Eukaryota; Dinophyceae; Suessiales; Symbiodiniaceae
Source: the annotation of a GenBank genome assembly